CGCAACGCGUGGCAAAAAAAACAGACGUCACGGGCCGACGGUUUGACGCGCGCCACGUGACGCGUUUGACGCAUUUAACAUCUUUGCCGCAUGGCCGACUUUGCCCGCGACUUUGCCGCCGCCGGCCUGCGACUGACGCAGACGCUCUUCGCCGCCAUCGGCCUCAUUGCGCAUGCGACCAGCUUCCCACGCGGUCAAGCCGGACAUGGCGUCGCCAUCCAGCUCGGCGGUCCCACGUGGGACGCGUGCCUCCUCGUGCUCUGCGUCGCACUCAUCUACGGUCUCUGGCGCGCGGUUCGCGAGGUCCAAGCGGCGCGGCGCGUCCGCCAGCUGCGCAGCAGCGUCUACGACACGACGCGGACCGAUUUGAACCACAGCACGAUGCUCGAGGCGCUGACCGUGACGCCGACCAAGCGCCGCGAGCUCCUCACGGACGCUGCGUUCUUUCUCAUUGCGUUUGGCCUCGGCCUCGGUGCGUCGCUCGCCGCGUACAACAGCGACUGCUCUCUGUAUGCGAGCGCGGGCUUGGCGAGCUGUGGGCUCUUGCGGCUCGAGAUUGCGGCCGUGUACCUCGUCGGGCUGCUCUCGCUCGCUGCCGUCGGGCUCUGGCUUCAUGGCAUUGACCCGGAAGAGCGGUUUGUGUACAUCAAAUUCGUGCUCUGGCCGCCACGCUCGAGCGCCGAGGACGACGCAAGCCACGUGAGCGCGACCACCGACCACGACGACGUCAAGUACAGCGAGAGCGCCGUGCGCUACACGGGCGCCGGCGUCCCCGACUCGGCGCGGGGCCAUAAACCAACGUUCCGGGCCAUUGACGUCUAGCCUUUCACCAUUUCAUUAAACACCAAUCUGAGUAUUUCCAAGUUGGAUACGUG
This is a messenger RNA of Saprolegnia diclina VS20, 875 nucleotides long. RefSeq lists its product as hypothetical. The record is from RefSeq and is a predicted model, not a curated record. Bases 91 to 822 code for a protein of 243 amino acids. The transcript has 2 exons. NCBI's taxonomy places the organism in Eukaryota, Oomycota, Saprolegniomycetes, Saprolegniales, Saprolegniaceae.